AUGUCAGAAGAGGGUAAUUCACUGCAAUCGCGGUUGCGAGCCGAGUACGAGGCGUUGUUUACGUUGAAAGAGGAGAAUGGCCUGGAAAUCUACCCCAUCUUUAAUGUGCUGCCUGUGAAAAAGGAGUAUCCGGAUUACUAUGCUCUGAUCAAGAACCCGGUGUCGUUGAACACUCUCAAGAAGCGUGUGCCGCACUACACCGAUCCGCAGAGCUUUGUGAACGACGUGGUGCAGAUACCGUGGAAUGCAAAGACGUACAAUACAAAGGAAUCGGCUAUUUACAGGUAUGCUGGGAUCCUAGAGAAGUAUGUGAAGGAGCAUCUGGUUCCAAACUUGCAGAAGUUCUAUCCUCAGGUGGAAUAUCCUUAUCUGGGGCCGCUGCCCGAUGAGAUCGAAGCUCAUAGGAAAUUGCAUCCAGGCGGAACGCUGCCAGCACCUAGGAACACAGUUACGAUUAAGACGAGGAGAAACCGGGAGCGCGACGCCAGCGUGGGACCGGGAGAGGCGGAAGAGGAGGAGGAGGACGAGGAGUACAAUGUCGAAGAAGAGGAUGACGAGGAGUAUACAGAAGGGAGAAGGCUUCCACAUCUCAAGCUCACUCUGCACAGAGGGAUGCACCAAGCACACUCGCCGCCAUCGCAGCACCGGUCGCACUCAUCCACGCCAAAACCGUACGGAAGGCAUCAGCAGCAGAGAACUCACAUGAGACGUGGCAGACCACCAGUGAUCGAUUUGCCUUAUGUUCAGAGAAUCAAAAAUGUGCUGAAGAUGCUGAAGAAGGAGAUUGACGAUGAGAACGAGCCUCUGACCGCUACGUUUGAAAAACUGCCGGAUGAGAUGCGCGACGCCAAAUACUACACUAUGAUAUCGAAUCCUAUUUGCCUCGAGGAGAUCAGGAAAAAGGUCAAGACCCGUAAAUACAAGGACUUCCAGGCGUUUCAGAAUGAUUUUACUCUGAUGUUGACGAAUUACCGACUGUAUCAUCGUGCAGAACCGCACUACAUGAAACGAGCAGCCGUCUUAGAGAAGAAGUUUAAUGUGUUUGCACGCCACGAGUUGUCCAAACCGGAUAGGGAUUACAUGCCUGAAGGUGAGUUACGUUACCCUAUGGAUGAGUUGAAUCUCAAUGGGAAGAACUACAAAAUUGGUGAUUGGGUCCUUCUCGAAAAUCCCAACGAUGCGACUAAACCUACUGUGGCUCAAAUUUUCAGGCUUUGGAGUACAUCUGAUGGCAGAAGGUGGCUGAACGGAUGUUGGUAUUUAAGACCUGAACAGACGGUACACAGGGUCGACAGAUUGUUUUACAAGAACGAAGUCGUCAAAUCGGGACAGUAUAGAGACCAUUUGGUCGAGGAAAUUGUUGGAAAAUGUUACGUCAUCCAUUUCACUAGAUUCCAACGUGGUGAUCCAGACAUCAAAUUGGAAGGACCACUCUUUGUUUGUGAGUUCCGUUAUAAUGAAAAUGAAAAGAUUUUCAACAAGAUAAGAACUUGGAAGGCAUGUCUACCGGAGGAGAUUCGAGACCAGGAAGAAGUGACAAUUCCUGUAAAUGGCAGGAAAUUUCUCAAGUAUCCAUCUCCUUUAAAACACCUUCUACCACCAAACGCAUCCUACAACGACCCCAUACCUCAGCCCACUGAGGGCGCUGUCAAUGCUCCGCCUCUGAUUGGUGCAGUCUACCUGAGACCAAAACUAGAGAGGGAUGACCUUGGAGAGUAUUCAACAUCCGACGAUUGUCCACGUUAUAUCAUCAGACCAGGCGACCCGCCUGAGGAAGGUAAAAUUGACUUCGAAACAAGCACAAUUUUAACUAACACCACUACCGCGACUGCCUUACCGAAAACAAGCCAGUCAAAUUCCAGGCUCGCAUCCCUGAAACACAACAGAUCCGGCACCGGCUUGAGUGGGAUGAGGAAUGGGUUGUAUUCUUCACCUAUUGGCUCUGCAGCCGCGUUAGCGAACGCAUCGCAGGGUAGUAGGUUGGGGACCCCGAACGGUCUGGGUCCCGGCCAGCAGUUGACCGUACAGGGUCUCAAGCAACAUCAGCUCAACAAACAGCAGCUGCAUCUUCAACAGCAACAACAGCACAAGAGGUCACAAGCGUCCGGCUACAAUCUCGCGACCGUCGUAAACAACCUCGCGGCACAAGCGUCCAAGACCUCCUUGGGAUACAUUUCAAUCGACGCUCCGAGCUCGUUUGUCCUGCCCAUCUCAAUCACCAAGAAUGUCGAUGUGUUGCAACGCGAGGACUACGAUAGCCAGGUAAGAAGGCUUGGCAAAGACCAGGUGCCCAGAAGAAAACGUCACAAAGGUGAGGUGCUAUGGUUUAGAGGUCCCAGCGUGGCUAUCGAAGAGAGGCUUCUGAACUCCGGCGACAAGCGUCUGCAGCCACCGCUCAACAGAUGGUUUUCAAAGAACGUGAACAAGAAACCAAAACCAAAGCUUGACUAUGAGGAGAUAGAAGAACUCGUGGACACAAACGAAAUUGAUAUGGAAGAGGACGACGAUUCCGAAGAUUCAGAAUACGAUAUAACCCUCGACCAGGAGGACGAAGCCCUCCCAGAUUCCUUCCCACUCGGUCUGCGCCCGUCAGCUCGCUUUAUGGCCUUUAAGCUGGCAGCACGUGACAAGAGUGCCGAAACGGAGUCAAUAUAA
Torulaspora globosa is the source of this 2655-nucleotide messenger RNA. It is a transcript of the gene RSC2, whose product is annotated as Rsc2p. Lineage: Eukaryota; Fungi; Ascomycota; Saccharomycetes; Saccharomycetales; Saccharomycetaceae. Gene Ontology annotation, cellular component: RSC-type complex. Gene Ontology annotation, molecular function: chromatin binding; protein binding. The transcript has a single exon. The record is from RefSeq and is a predicted model, not a curated record. Bases 1 to 2655 code for a protein of 884 amino acids. Gene Ontology annotation, biological process: chromatin remodeling.